UGUCUGUGUUUUCUCCCAGUGGAGGCUCUUCACCUAGGAACUCUGAUGGCUGCACAUGGUUACUUCUUCCCCAUCUCAGACCACGUCCUCACUCUCAAAGACGAUGGCACUUUCUAUAGGUUUCAGACUCCAUACUUUUGGCCAUCAAACUGCUGGGAACCAGAAAACACAGACUAUGCUGUUUACCUCUGCAAAAGAACAAUGCAAAAUAAAGCACGUCUGGAGCUUGCAGACUAUGAAGCGGAGAGCUUAGCAAGGCUACAGAGAGCUUUCGCCAGGAAAUGGGAGUUCAUUUUUAUGCAAGCAGAAGCACAAGCGAAAGUGGAUAAGAAAAGAGACAAAAUUGAGAGGAAAAUUCUCGACAGUCAGGAAAGAGCAUUCUGGGACGUGCACAGACCAGUGCCUGGAUGUGUGAAUACAACGGAAGUUGACAUAAAGAAGUCGUCCAGAAUGAAAAACCCCCACAAAACCAGAAAGUCUGUGUACGGGCUGCAGAAUGAUAUCCGUACCCACAGCCCGACUCACACCCCCGCCCCAGAGGCCAAGCAGCCUACAGAAGAAGAACUGCAAGAACAGAUCGCCUUUUGGCAAUUGCAAUUAGACAGGCAUCGACUGAAAAUGUCCAAAGUGGCAGAGAGUUUACUGGGCUACACAGAGCAGUACGUCGAAUACGACCCCUUCCUCACGCCUCCAGAUCCAUCCAACCCCUGGAUCUCAGAUGACACCACACUUUGGGAGCUUGAAGCCAGUAAGGAGCCAGGCCAGCAGAGGGUAAAGAGGUGGGCUUUCGGCAUUGAUGAGGUUUUCAAAGAUCCGGUGGGGAGAGAGCAGUUCCUCAAGUUCCUGGAGUCUGAGUUCAGCUCAGAGAAUCUCAGGUUCUGGCUAGCGGUCCAGGAACUAAAGAAGCGUCCCAUCAGAGAAGUUCCAACCCGGGUUCAGGAGAUCUGGCAGGAGUUUCUGGCCCCCGGAGCGCCCAGUGCCAUCAACGUGGACUCCAAGAGCUACGACAAAACCACCCAGAAUGUCAAAGAUCCUGGUCGCUACGCUUUUGAGGAUGCACAGGAACACAUCUACAAGUUGAUGAAGAGUGAUUCUUACAGCCGUUUCAUCCGCUCCAGUGCCUACCAGGAGUUAUUACAGGCCAAGAAGAAGAAAAGUAAGAAUUUGUUCUGAUGGCUCUUGCUUCCAGUAUUCUCAGACAAGAGAGGCACUGCUGGAUUCGUGAGGACACUGACAGACUGGACGAAAUGAAAAAUGUCAUUGAUGGAAAUUAAAUCCAGCGUUCCAGUUCUUACCAUCGUAACUGCUGGGAUCGGAGCCCCCUCUCUCACUUCCAGCGGAAACAAAUGAUGUCAGAGAGAAAAAAAAAAAGAAAAGAAAAAAAAAA
This is a messenger RNA of Epinephelus lanceolatus (giant grouper), 1387 nucleotides long. The record is from RefSeq and is a predicted model, not a curated record. NCBI's taxonomy places the organism in Eukaryota, Metazoa, Chordata, Actinopteri, Perciformes, Serranidae.